Molecule: messenger RNA, 4339 nt
Organism: Rhineura floridana
Lineage: Eukaryota; Metazoa; Chordata; Lepidosauria; Squamata; Rhineuridae
Gene: EIF2AK3
Product: eukaryotic translation initiation factor 2 alpha kinase 3
Exons: 17
Coding region: 156-3455 (1099 amino acids)
Biological process (GO): protein phosphorylation
Molecular function (GO): protein kinase activity; protein binding; ATP binding
Source: RefSeq, a predicted model, not a curated record
GUGUGAGGAUGCGCGUGCGUACUGGUGAACUUGGGCUGUUCAGGAAAACCAACCGAGCCCUUUUCGGCAGCCGUUUGGGAGGUGCGGUGCGCGAGCCAACCGGGGUUCCUAUGCCCUAACGGUGCUGUUUAGGCGACUGGAGGAAGGGCCACUUCAUGCCAGGGCCGCGAGGCCCGAGCGUUCGGCCUCUUCCUCCUGCUCCCGUCACCUUCGCCGCCGCCCUGGUGCUUCUCUGGCUGCUUCUGCCGCUCUGCGUUCCCCAGAGGGGGGCAGCGGCGUUUUCGGAUGGGGACAGCCAGCCCGGAUUAGGACUCAGUGGAGCUGCCGCUGCCGCGCUCCCUCUGGUAGCCGAUGUGACGGUGGAGGACGAUGAGGUCGGUGGGAUGGCCCCGGCGGCGUCCUCCGGGGAGCUGGAGGAGGAAGCGGUGGAAACACCAGCCCGGAGCAGCAGCAGCAGCUUCAGAUCAUUAAUAAUUAUAAGUACGUUGGAUGGACGGAUUGCUGCUUUAGACCCAGAGAACAGUGGUAGAAAACAGUGGGAUCUGGAUGUGGGAUCAGGUUCUCUUGUCUCAUCUAGCCUCAGUAAACCAGAGGUAUUUGGAAAUAAGAUGAUAAUUCCCUCCUUGGAUGGAGACCUUUUCCAAUGGGAUCGUGACAGAGAAAGCAUGGAAGCUGUGCCUUUCACUGUUGAAUCUCUUCUUGAAUCAUCUUACAAACUUGGAGAUGAUGUUGUUCUGGUUGGAGGAAAGUCCUUGACAACAUAUGGGCUGAGCUCAUAUUCAGGAAAGGUGAAGUACAUAUGUUCAGCAAUGGGCUGUCGCCGCUGGGAUGACGAUGAGAUGGAACAGGAAGAUAUUCUUCUUCUACAUCGAACUCAGAAAACUGUUCGUGCUGUUGGGCCCCGCAGCGGCAACGAGAAGUGGAAUUUUAGUGUGGGUCACUUUGAACUGCGCUAUGUUCCAGACACUGAAAAGAGAAUGGGAUUUAUUGAAGGCAAUUUAAAACCAAAUCUAAACAAAGAAGAUUCUAAAAUCAUUUCGGAUGUGGAAGAGCAGGAGGCUGUAAUGAAGGAUACUGUGAUAAAGGUCUCAGUAGCUGACUGGAAGGUUAUGGCAUUUAAUAAGCAAGGAGGACAUCUGGAAUGGGAAUACCAGUUCUGCACACCUGUUGCUUCUGCCUGGCUGGUUAAAGAUGGUAAGGUAAUUCCAAUCAGCCUCUUUGAUGAUACAAGCUACACUGCCAAUAAUGGUAUCUUAGAAGAUGAAGAGGACCUUGUGGAAGCUGCCCGAGGAGCUACAGAGUCCAGUGUCUAUUUAGGAAUGUACAGAGGCCAGCUGUAUCUUCAAUCAUCAGUCAGAAUUUCUGAUAAGUUUCCAACCAACCCUAAGGCUCUGGAGACCAGGAAUGAUAAUGCAGUUAUCCCUUUGCCUGUAAUCAAGUGGAAACCAUUGAUUCAUUCUCCUUCUAGAACUCCUGUGCUGGUGGGAUCGGAUGAGUUUGAUAAAUGUCUCAGCAAUGACAAGUUUUCUCAUGAAGAGUACAGUAAUGGUGCCCUUUCAGUCCUGCAGUAUCCCUACGACAAUGGUUAUUUUUUGCCCUACUACACGCGAGAGAGGAACAGACGAAGCACUCAGAUCACUGUCAGAUUUUCUGACAACAUGAACUAUAAGAAUAUCCGCAAAAAAGAUCCAGUUCUACUUCUACAUUGGUGGAAAGAAAUCAUUAGCACCAUCAUACUCUGUAUUGUGGCCACAACUGUUAUUGUACGGAGACUUUUCCAUCCCCAUGUUCGUAAUCGACAGCGGAAGGAGUCUGAAACUCAGUGUCAGACAGAUAGUAAAUAUGAACCUGUUGUUGGGCAGGCUAAAGAUAACAGCUGGACUGACUUUAAGAACUCUGGAUAUGUGUCAAGAUAUCUAACAGAUUUUGAGCCAAUUCAGUGUCUAGGUCGUGGAGGAUUUGGAGUAGUCUUUGAAGCCAGAAACAAAGUAGAUGACUGUAACUAUGCUAUUAAAAGAAUUCGUCUACCAAAUAGGGAAUUGGCUCGUGAAAAGGUUAUGCGUGAAGUUAAAGCAUUAGCAAAACUUGAACACCCUUGUAUUGUUCGGUAUUUCAAUGCGUGGCUGGAAGCACCACCUGAGAGCUGGCAGGAAAGAAUGGAUGAACUGUGGCUAAAAGAUGAAAGUACUGAUUGGCCACUCAGUUCUCAUAGUCCAAUGGAAGUGCCGUCAUUUAAAAUUAGAACUGAGCCAUUCUCUGCAAAAGAACACAUUGAAGUUAUUGCUACAUCUGUAGAAAGGAAGACCUUGCAUUCUGUUGGAAUACCUUGUGGCCAAUCGGAUUCAUCAGAGAGCCAGUUUUCCCCAUUGGAAUUGUCUGCCAUUGACAACAGAGACUUGAGCCAGUUGGCAGAUCCCGGGUCAAACAUGCAAGACAGCUUCCUUACCGACUGUGAUAUAGAGGGUAGUACUAUUGAUGAAAAUGAUCCUGGACACUCCUUUGAACUUUGUCUUCCAGCCAUGCCAACAGUAAGAGUGAGGGAGAGGACCUCUUCAUCUAUUGUCUUUGAAGACUCUGGCUGUGAUAAUACUUCUAAUAAAGAAGAUAACAUGGAUAAUUCACUUGAUAUCCACUAUGAGGAUAAAGCUACAAGUACAAAAGGAUCCAGUAAUAGGAAGUCAUCUUCAGCAAGCUCUUCGUCUGUUUCUCCGCCAAGACCAACAACUUUAAGUUUGGACUUCUCUAAGGACUCUGCACAGAAAGUCAUACCUACCACUCCAAAAGUGUACCUUUACAUCCAGAUGCAGCUCUGUAGGAAGGAAAACCUCAAAGACUGGAUGAACGGAAGAUGUACAAUAGAAGAGAGAGAGAGGACAGAUUGUCUGCUGAUAUUUCUACAGAUAACUGAAGCUGUUCAGUUCCUGCAUAGUAAAGGGUUAAUGCAUCGGGACCUCAAGCCUUCCAACAUAUUUUUCACAAUGGAUGACAUAGUAAAAGUUGGGGAUUUCGGGCUAGUGACUGCAAUGGACCAAGAUGAGGAAGAAAAAUCUGUUCUAACACCAAUGCCAGCCUAUGACAGGCACACGGGCCAAGUUGGGACCAAGCUCUACAUGAGCCCAGAACAGAUCUACGGAAACACUUACUCACACAAAGUGGAUAUCUUUUCUUUGGGGCUGAUCUUGUUUGAGCUCCUUUACCCUUUCAGCACUCAAAUGGAGAGAGUCAGGACAUUGAGUGAUGUAAGGAGUUUGACUUUCCCUGCACUUUUCAUUCAGAAAUACCCACAGGAGUAUGAAAUGGUAAAGCACAUGUUGUCUCCAUGUCCCAUGGAAAGACCAGAGGCUGCAGACAUUAUAGAAAAUCCUUUAUUUGAAGACUUGGAAUUCCCAGCAAAACCUGUGCUCAGGCAGAGGUCACGGACAAUGAGUUCAUCUGGAAUUAAGCAUUCAAGAUAGCUAAGUAAACAAUUUGGCACAAUUAUUAUGAGCACACUAAACCAAUCACAGAUUGGUCACUCGGCAGGAGAAUCCAACAUCAAGCAACUUCUCUGGAAUAGCCAUACUCUACGCUUUAUUUUCUCAUUUCAGUUUCAUGCACAAAAUUAUUUCUGGAUGAAGCUAAUAGUUUCUGUUUAAUUUUUUCAGUUCUCCUGAAGCAGAUGACUUUCACCUCAUAACUUGGCCUUCUUUAGCUGUGAUCUUUGAUGUUUGGAUCAUGUAAAUAUUUUCUAGGAAAUUUGAAAGGAUGCCUCUUAUGUAAAUAGAAUUAAAUUCUGUAUUUUUAUAGAACCAAUUGAUCUCUAACCUUGCUAUACAGGUCCUGAUUACAUUCCUUUAAGACAUGAAGAUCUUAAAGCAAGCUUAAAAUAUAAAACCUCUACUUUUUUUGUCCCUGGAGGAUGACUUGCAAAGUGAGAAUAGUUUUACUGUCACUAGCCAGUUUUAGAGCAAAUUGUAAUUUGUUUCUACACUGUAGAUGUUGUUGAAAAAACUUUAGAUGAAGAUGGAAGAAGAUUUGGCAAAAUAAAUUUUGGUUGGAUCCAGGUUUGAAUUGCCACAAUAACAAAUUAAGCAUUUAUCCAAUUUUUGUAUUUCCUGAAAUGUAGUUUCUACUGUAAUCUUGCAAGCUUGUAAUAAUCAGUCUUACACAUUUAUUUAAUAGGAUGUUAUUGCUUAAUAACACCCUUUUCUCACUGUAAAUAUGUUAAUUUUUAUUUAUAAAAUGGCAAAAUCAAUCCAUUUGGGUUGGUGGUGUACAGAAUGCACUUGGAACAAUUGUUAGGUGCAUUUAAUUACUGUGACUUCUUUCAAGUCUGAUUUAAUAAAAUCUUUUUUAUUUA